This is a messenger RNA of Candida tropicalis MYA-3404, 882 nucleotides long. Its product is annotated as methylglyoxal reductase (NADPH-dependent). The record is from RefSeq and is a predicted model, not a curated record. NCBI's taxonomy places the organism in Eukaryota, Fungi, Ascomycota, Pichiomycetes, Serinales, Debaryomycetaceae. Gene Ontology annotation, molecular function: oxidoreductase activity, acting on the CH-OH group of donors, NAD or NADP as acceptor. The coding region runs from base 1 to 882 and encodes 293 amino acids. The transcript has a single exon.
AUGACUACAGUUAUUGUUUCAGGAGCAACUGGAUUUAUUGCUCAACAUGUUGUUAAAUUAUUAUUGUCCAAGAAUUAUCAAGUUAUUGGUACAGUUAGAUCACAAAGUAAAGGUGAAGGAUUAUUGAAAUUAUUUAAUAAUCCAACCAAUUUAAAAUUUGAAAUAGUUGAAGAUGUUGGAUCAGAAGGAGCAUUUGAUAAUGUAUUAAAAUCACAUCCUGAAGCAACAAUUUUUUUACAUUUAGCAUCACCUUUCCAUUUUAAUGCAACUGAUAUUGAAAAAGAAUUAUUAUUACCUGCUGUUAAUGGAACUAAAAAUGUAUUAGAAGCAAUUUAUAAAUAUGGUAUUAAUAUUGAAAAAGUAGUUAUUACUUCAUCUUAUGCUGCUAUUGCUACUGCUUCAAAAGAAGCAAAUAAUAAAGAAAUUAUAACUGAAGAAAGUUGGAAUGAAAUUACUUGGGAUCAAGCUUUAAUUAAUCCAGUUCAAGGUUAUAGAGGAUCUAAAACAUUUGCAGAAAAAUCAGCAUGGGAUUUUAUUAAAAAUCAUCAAGAUACUAUUAAAUUUAAAAUUUCAUUUAUUAAUCCAUCAUUUGUAUUUGGACCACAAGCAUUUCCAAUAAUUGAUAAUAAUAAAAAUUUAAAUACAUCAUCGGAAAUUAUAAAUAAAUUAUUAAAAUUAAAUCCAAAUUCUGAAAUUCCUCCAACUAAAGGAGGUUGGAUUGAUGUUAGAGAUGUUGCUAAAGCUCAUGUAUUGGCAUUUGAAAAAGAUUCUACUGAAAAUAAACGAUUAUUAGUUAAUAGUGGAAGAUUUUCAGCAAUUUCUUUAAUUAGAUUAAUUCAUAAAACAAUUUCCUCAAUUAAAUCUUCCUUCAAUUUCAGAUGA